Messenger RNA from Melozone crissalis (California towhee), 1269 nucleotides. RefSeq names its product pre-mRNA processing factor 18 (gene PRPF18). The transcript is spliced from 11 exons. The coding region runs from base 16 to 1071 and encodes 351 amino acids. Gene Ontology annotation, biological process: RNA splicing; generation of catalytic spliceosome for second transesterification step. The record is from RefSeq and is a predicted model, not a curated record. Gene Ontology annotation, cellular component: U5 snRNP; U4/U6 x U5 tri-snRNP complex; U2-type post-spliceosomal complex. NCBI's taxonomy places the organism in Eukaryota, Metazoa, Chordata, Aves, Passeriformes, Passerellidae.
CUUCCCGAGGCCGCCAUGGACAUCCUGAAGCGGGAGAUCAGCAGGAAGCGCCAGCAGCUGGAGGAGAAGGAGCUCCUGGGGGGCAAUAAGAAAUAUUUCAAACGCAGUGAGUUAGCUAAAAAGGAAGAGGAGGCCUACUUCCAGAGAUGUGGCUACAAGCCUGUAAAUGAGAAGCCACCUGGAGAGGUACAGCAGCAGGAAGAGGAGGAGAAACCUCUGGCUACAUCAAAUCCAGUGCUGGAACUCGAACUGGCAGAGGAAAAGUUACCAAUGACUCUUUCCAGACAGGAGGUUAUCAGGAGGUUACGAGAGAGGGGUGAGCCCAUCAGGCUCUUUGGAGAAACAGAUUAUGAUGCAUUUCAACGUCUGAGGAAGAUAGAAAUUCUUGCACCUGAAGUGAACAAGGGCUUGAGAAAUGACCUGAAGGCUGCUUUGGAUAAGAUUGAUCAGCAAUAUCUGAAUGAAAUUGUGGGUGGCCAAGAAGCAGGAGAUGAUGACUCCCAGAAUGACCUGAAGGUCCAUGAGGAGAAUACUACUAUUGAAGAACUAGAGGCUUUGGGAGAAUCCCUAGGACGGGGUGAUGAUCACUAUGAUAUGGACAUCAUAACCAAGUUCUUGAAGUUCCUCCUGGGAGUCUGGGCCAAGGAGUUGAAUGCCAGGGAGGAUUACGUGAAGCGGGGCGUGCAGGGGAAGCUGAACAGCGCCACCCAGAAACAGACCGAGUCCUACCUGCGGCCGCUCUUCAGGAAACUCCGAAAAAGGACACUUCCUGCAGACAUCAAAGAAUCAAUAACAGAUAUUAUUAAAUUUAUGUUGCAAAGAGAAUACGUGAAGGCCAACGAUGCCUACCUGCAGAUGGCCAUUGGGAACGCCCCCUGGCCCAUUGGCGUCACCAUGGUCGGCAUCCACGCGCGCACAGGACGUGAGAAGAUCUUCUCCAAGCACGUGGCCCACGUGCUCAACGAUGAAACUCAGAGGAAAUACAUCCAGGGGCUGAAGAGGCUCAUGACCAUUUGCCAGAAGCACUUCCCAACAGACCCAUCCAAAUGUGUGGAGUACAACGCUCUCUGAGGCUCUGCUGGGACCCAUUUUGGGCUCCAGCACCCAGAGAGGAUGAAGAGGCAAACUCUGAGCCUGAACACCAACAAGAACUUGGGGUGGGCUUUGCCAAAAAAGCAGAAAGGAGGAUUUUUUUUUUUUUUUACAGCUUCCUUUUUCCAAGCCCCAUUUAGUUAGGUUGAUUUUGAAAUCUGUGCUUUUUGCUGAACA